UCUCUCUCCUCCCCGUUCAAUCUCUGUUCCCUCUGCAAUUUUCAUUUCUUCGAAGCUCCAAAACAACAAAGAAACUACCAAAUUAGGGUUUCGUGUUCGGAGCUCGGGAUUUGUAUCCGCGGAUUACAUGAGCGUUUUGUAUAGCAUUCUGUGGAUUCGUUGUGUUGCGAUUCAAUGGCGGAGCGGAGGUUCGGCGUAGGCUAUGCUUUGGCGCCCAAGAAGCAGCGGAGCUUCAUUCAAGAAUCGCUCGUCAACCUCGCCAAAUCGCGCGGCAUCGAUCUCGUUCGGAUCGACACUGACCGCUCGCUGGCGGAUCAGGGGCCCUUCGACUGCGUGCUGCACAAGCUCUACGGCGAUGACUGGAAGCUGCAGCUGGCGGAGUUUAGGGUCAAGAACCCUAAUGCGGUGAUACUCGACGCGCCGGAGGCGAUCGAGCGCCUGCACAAUCGGAUUUCCAUGUUGCAGGUGGUUUCGGAGCUGAAAAUCGAGCACGAGAGCAACACGUUUGGGAUUCCGAAGCAGAUUGUGAUAUACGACAAGCAAACGCUGUUUGAUCGCCAGGCGUGGGAGGGUCUGAAGUUUCCCGUGAUUGCGAAGCCGCUGGUGGCGGACGGCAGCGCCAAGUCGCACAAAAUGGCCUUGGUUUUCAACCAUGACGGUCUCGACAACCUCAAGCCCCCAAUUGUGCUUCAAGAGUUUGUGAACCAUGGCGGCGUCAUAUUCAAGGUGUAUGUGGUUGGAGAGUAUGUGAAAUGCGUGAAGCGUAAGUCGCUUCCGGAUGUUUCCGAAGAAGAGAAAUUAGGGAGCUUGGAUGGUUUGAUGUCGUUCUCGCAGAUAUCGAAUCUUGCAAACAAUGAGAGGACUGAUGACAAGUAUUACAAAAUGAUGCAGCUGGACGAUACUGAGAUGCCGCCGCAGAGUUUCAUCACUGAUAUUGCAAGAGGCUUGCAGCAGGCAAUGAAGUUGAACUUGUUUAACUUUGAUGUGAUCCGGGAUGCAAGGUUUGGCAACCGCUACUUGAUAAUCGACAUUAAUUACUUUCCUGGGUAUGCCAAGAUGCCUGGCUAUGAGACUCUGUUGACGGACUUCUUUUGUGACAUUGUGCAAAAGAGAGAGAAAGAUGGGGUGGAGAGCACUGGUUUGGAUAGUUACGAGGUUCUUAGUUGCGACGAUGAAGUGAGAAAAUUGUAAGUUGUGAUGGGGAUGAUGCGGGUGACCUUAACGUAGAAGAUGUUGAGAGUUGUCCGGAGAACCCAAAUCAAGUUUAAGGGCGGUGUGGCCUCUUCGUCCGGUGGUUGCACAUUAGGUUUAGAUAGCAGUUGGGGUACAAUGCUGAACUGAGUAGGUUGGUUCUUGGUUUUAGCUUUAACUUCUUGACAACAAGAUGACAUGACGUUCAGCGUCUAUCGUGUAUAUUCCAUCCACCAAUGCUCCGGAGAAGGUACUUCUCGAAAUACUGUGCUGAAGUUUUAGCCUUUUUAGGAAAGUCAAGAUGUAAUCUGAGGCUUUAAAGUCCUUCCUUUCCUAGAAACUGUUUUAGUUUGUGCCAUAGGCACCUUUUAGUUAAUGGAUUUUGGCCUUUUUGUUAA
This is a messenger RNA of Pyrus x bretschneideri (Chinese white pear), 1589 nucleotides long. Its product is annotated as inositol-tetrakisphosphate 1-kinase 1-like. The record is from RefSeq and is a predicted model, not a curated record. Gene Ontology annotation, molecular function: ATP binding; magnesium ion binding; inositol-1,3,4-trisphosphate 6-kinase activity. The coding region runs from base 175 to 1191 and encodes 338 amino acids. Gene Ontology annotation, cellular component: cytoplasm. Gene Ontology annotation, biological process: inositol trisphosphate metabolic process. NCBI's taxonomy places the organism in Eukaryota, Viridiplantae, Streptophyta, Magnoliopsida, Rosales, Rosaceae. The transcript has a single exon.